GAAGAAGAAGAAGAAGCAGCAGCAGCAGCAGAAUAAGAAGAAGAAGAAGCUAACUUCAAAACAAUACGUUGUGGAGCAGACAGUCAGUAGAAAUGGUUCCAUCAAAUCUUGGGGAAGAAAUGUCUACUGAAGUAGCGUUACCCCCUGAGUGGGAGGACGAUGAACGGAUGAAUUUCCUGUUCUCUGACUUUAAAGAAAGCCGAGAUGUCAGCACAACAGAUUGGGACAGUAAAAUGGAUUUCUGGACAUCACUCAUUCUUAAAAUCUUCAGGAGUCGUGGAACCGUCUGUGUUAAUUUGCAGGAGCUGAACAAGAUUUUUCAGAGGAAAGGAAUUAUGCCUUUGGGUUUGGCUACUGUCAUUCAGUGCAUGGCCAGGUGUGGCAAGAUACAAAGGGAGUCAGAGUUUGCCGCAAAUGUAGACUGUGGGUGGGUGUCUUGGGGUGUUGGCCUGUUGCUGGUGAAGCCUUUAAAAUGGACCUUUUCAACUCUUCUUGGUAGCAGUGGGGUUACUUUGAAGGAGUUGUUUGUUGUCAUUGAACUGGUAAAGGAGAAGGCAGCGGAAUUGCUUGGUGUCUACCGACGCUCCCCAGUGGCCAACCACUCUCUCCUGUCCUUCCAGGAGCUCCGUACACUGUCGUCCCAUGUCUGUGUUGACGAGAGUACCUUGUGUAUGGCUCUGCUACAGCUGCAGAGGGAGAAGCAGGUGACAGUAUCACUGCAUGGAGGCGAGAAGAUUGUGAAGUUUUCUCAGCCAGGACAGAAUCAUGUGUCUCCUGUCAGUGACGUAGACCUAGGCAUCUACCAGCUCCAACGCAGUGAGAGACUGCUUGAAGAGAGGGUGGAGGCAUUGGGACUAGAGGCAGAGAAGUACAAAGAAGAAGCUAGGGUGUUGCUGCGGGAAGGGAAGAAAUCUCAGGCUCUAAGGUGUUUGAGAAGCCGAAAGAGAGUCGAGAAGAAAGCAGACCACUUAUAUGCCCAGCUGGAAAAUGUGAAGGGAAUCUUAGACAAGAUAGCAAACUCACAGACUGACAAACUGGUGAUACAGGCGUAUCAGGCUGGUGUGUCAGCCCUGCGACUCUCUUUGAAGGAUGUGACAGUAGAAGGAGCUGAGAGCCUUGUGGAUCAAAUCCAAGAGUUGUGUGACACUCAGGAUGAAGUGAACCAAAUUCUGUCUGGUGGAGCACUCAACUCAACGGAUGCAGACACAGAUGGGCUGGAGGAUGAGCUAAGAUUUUUAUUGGAGAACUCUAGUCUGGAUGAGCCUUCUACGCUACCUGAAGUACCGUCACACCCUCUUACACCUGUCAGGGAAUCUGGUUCCUUUUGUGAUGAUCUGCUGAGCGCUUUGCCCUCAGUCCCUCAAAGCCACUUCAAUAUCACAGAUGAUGAACUGGACAAAGAGCGUAGUCGCAUAACGCUUGCAGAUACAGGUAUGCCUCUAUCUUGUUCCUUUAUCUUUCAAAUGCUACCACAAAAGAGGCUACUGAAGUAACCUUUGUUUACUCAUCACUCCCUAUAGGUCUUCAACAAAAAUAUAGUACCUCUCCAGUGAAGAGGGCUGAGCCUGCACAGUGACAACAGUAAUAAAAUAAGUAAACUGCACUAACGAUCCCUGACACUCAACGUGUGUCUGGGCAUGGUGAUCAAAAAUAAUUGCAUGAUAUGUCUUCUGUAACAUAGGUCUGUUAUCACUUUUUUUUUUUUUUAAGGGGGUAGAUCAGCUUUAUUGCAGAUUGUAGCUUCCAUUAACAUAAUUAUCAGCAUCACUUCCGAUCCUCCAUAUAUUUUUUCUGUUUUUUUGUUUUUGAAAACAAAAAAAAUGUAAUUGUCCAUUUUUAAAAUAACAUCAAAUUGAUCAGAAAUAUAGUGUAGACAUUGUUAAUGUUCUAAAUGACUAUUGUAGCUGGAAAUGGCUUAUUUUUUUAUGGAUAAUCUAGAGUCCCAUUAUCAGCAACCAUCACUCCUGUGUUCCAAUGGCGUUAGCUAAUCCAAGUUUAUCAUUUUAAAAGGAUAAUUGAUCAUUAGAAAACUCUUUUGCAAUUAUGUUAGCACAGCUGAAAAAUCUGCCGUUUCCAGCUACGAUAGUCAUUUACAACAUUAACAAUGUCUACACUGUAUUUCUGAUCAAUUUAGUUAUUUUAAUGGACAAAAAAAUGUGCUUUUCUUUCACAGACAAGGACAAUUCUAAGUGACCAGUUUGAUUCUAAGUGGACAGUUUGAUUUCACAGAAGUGUGAUUGACUUGGAGUUACAUUGUGUUGUUUAAGUGUUCCCUUUAUUUUUUUGAGCAGUGUAUAUCUAUCUUAUAAAAAAAUAUUUUCCUUUAUUGCUUUCUAACCCUAUCACCCCUCCCCAAAUUGGUGUAAACUAGUGAACAACAACGCUUACUUCCAGCUUAUACAUACAAUAUACAUUUUAUGGACACAGUCUAUUUUACAAUAGUUAUAUACACUGCUCAAAAAAAUAAAGGGAACACUUAAACAACACAAUGUA
Salvelinus fontinalis (brook trout) is the source of this 2493-nucleotide messenger RNA. It is a transcript of the gene chmp7, whose product is annotated as charged multivesicular body protein 7. The record is from RefSeq and is a predicted model, not a curated record. Lineage: Eukaryota; Metazoa; Chordata; Actinopteri; Salmoniformes; Salmonidae. Gene Ontology annotation, biological process: late endosome to vacuole transport via multivesicular body sorting pathway; vesicle budding from membrane. The coding region runs from base 93 to 1493 and encodes 466 amino acids. The transcript has 10 exons. Gene Ontology annotation, cellular component: multivesicular body; ESCRT III complex; cytoplasmic side of plasma membrane.